AUGCAGAAGGACGGCAUUUUUUCAGGUUUUUUUGAAACCAGCUUCAGUUUUGUAACAUCAGGAAUACCAAUGAACAAUCAGCAAUCUACUCCUAGUGAAUGCAAAAUCAUAUUGAUCAUUUUUGAUUUUAGUUCAGAAAUGAAAACAAUUGAAGAUAUCUGCGGCAAUUUUGAGCUCGCUACAUUUCCGCCUGGCCAUUUCUGGACACCAAGCACUGGCUUUGUGCGCUACUACGCAGUGAGUGAUAUUUUCGAUUAA
Messenger RNA from Gongylonema pulchrum, 258 nucleotides. Lineage: Eukaryota; Metazoa; Nematoda; Chromadorea; Rhabditida; Gongylonematidae. The record is from the annotation of a GenBank genome assembly.